AUGGUUUCCCCAUUACUACUAGUAUUCAUCCUGCAAGUAGUCAUUCAUCUGAUCAAUACGGUCGGCGCAACAGCCAUCAACGAGCUGCUAUGGAUUCUUUACAACAAAUCUCCUACGCCGACAGCAAAAGCCGCGCAUGACCAGAUGCGUCUGAAACGCGAAGUAGUCCGCCUUAAGCGAGAGAUGAACGCUGUGAGCGCUCAGGACGACUUCGCACGAUGGGCCAAGCUACGUAGACAACAUGAUAAAGCUGUGGCAGAGUUCAACACGAGUGAUUCAGCGAUCCAAGCCGCCAGGACUACCUUCAACACAACCAUAACCUCUAUCCGCUGGCUCAGCACAAACGGCCUUCGCCUCUUUCUCCAGUUCUGGUACGCGCGUCAAGCGCUGUUCUGGAUACCGAAGGGCUGGCUGCCGGGAUACAUGGAGUGGAUUCUGGCAUUCCCGAGGGCGCCACGAGGGAGUGUGAGCAUACAGAUCUGGGCUAUCGCUUGUGCGAGCGUCGUUGGGAUGAUUAGCGAGGCGGUCGUUGCGGCAUAUGCGCUGGGAACGAAUACGGAGGCGCGGACGAAGGGGAAGCCGAUGGCUUUCACGGCAGCAGAGAAAGGCGGAGGGCAGAAGGAGUUGUAG
Messenger RNA from Coniosporium apollinis CBS 100218, 630 nucleotides. RefSeq lists its product as uncharacterized. The record is from RefSeq and is a predicted model, not a curated record. NCBI's taxonomy places the organism in Eukaryota, Fungi, Ascomycota, Dothideomycetes. The transcript is spliced from 3 exons. The coding region runs from base 1 to 630 and encodes 209 amino acids. Gene Ontology annotation, cellular component: GET complex. Gene Ontology annotation, biological process: tail-anchored membrane protein insertion into ER membrane.